Molecule: messenger RNA, 124 nt
Organism: Dentiscutata heterogama
Lineage: Eukaryota; Fungi; Glomeromycota; Glomeromycetes; Diversisporales; Gigasporaceae
Source: the annotation of a GenBank genome assembly
AAGAUGCCAAUUCGUCUACAAAAUGGCGAGCAAGGAUUACUAGCAAAAGGUGAACUAGGUGAAGCUGUUAAAGAUUUGCCAUUAUAUGAUGUUAAUACCAUUACAGAUCAAAGACUUUUAUCUG